AGGAUACUCUCUUUGCAUUACACCACCCCACUUGAGUUUCGUUUUCAGAGAAUGCAACUCCUCGGGCUUUUGCCUGAAUGGAUUUCUUCAACAGGAUCUGGUUAAGAAACCAAGGCCCUGCUGUACUGAGGGAUGCACUGCGCGGAAUCAACUAACAUUGGAAACAGAACAAAACAUUUUUUUUGAAGAGGCUCAUCCUGUCCCGCCAUGAUGCCAGUGGAUUUGCGGUCACUCAUCCAGCCUGUGGGCAUCAUGCGAACACUGGCAGCAAUCCUCACUUUUAUCUCGUUUGUCCUGGUGGCAACCGUGGGACCUGUGCCAUCGCCCUACUGGGCAUGGUGCAUGUUCAGCUGGUGCUUCUGCUUCUUCUUCACCCUUCUCAUUCUGAUCCUGGAGUUCACGACUAUUAGCAGCAAGUUGCCAUUCGCCUGGGAUGACUUCACCACUGCCUUUGCUAUGCUGGCAAGCCUCAUGUGCAUGGCCACCUCCAUCAUCUACCCGACCUUUUUCACCUGCACGAUCUGCCACCGUGAGAUCGGUGCGUCCGUGGUGUCCUGGGUGAGUUUCGGCGUGUAUGCAGGUGAGGUGGUCCUAACACGUCUUCGCCCGACGGGAGAGAACAGUGGGUUUCUCUCCUCUUUGCCCGGCAUAUUGAAGAUGCUGGAGACCUUCUUCGCCUGUCUCAUCUUCACGUCCCUGGAGAAAGGCCAGUACAGCGGCUCCUCGGCACUGCAGUGGUGCGUGGCCGUGUACUCCUUGUGUUUCAUCUUUUCCAUCGUCAUAAUCCUGCUCACCAUUGGACAGCUGACCUCUUCUUUCCCAAUCUCCUUCGACAAGCUUGUGGUCGUCUAUAACAUUUUGGCAGCAUUGAUGUAUACGACAGCUAUGGUGAUCUGGCCACUGUAUAGUUUCCGCAGCAGUAAGAGACCCGAUACCUGUGGCCACCUUUGUGAUUGGGAUAAACUGGUGUUGGUCACCUUCAUGACGAUCUUCAACUUUAUCGUUUACACCCUGGACACAGUCUACUCUAUACGCCUUGUGUUCUUUACCAGCUAUCAGUGAAGCUAUGAUGGACUGAAAACAAAAUGUGUUUGAAUCAAAGUGAACAAACAGGUUUUGGACAAGGUUUCUGUUUAUAGUUUGCCUAUACAGGUAAUUUUAUAUACAUUAAGCGUUUUCUUUAAAACUAUUUUGUUGUUGUUAUAGACAUAAUGGAAAUGUUUACUCCAAUAAAUAUUCUGCAAAUGCUGUUCAUUAAAAAAAAACAUGGUACUUAAAAAUAAUUAAAUGUUGGGUGCCCAGUAUCUUUACAUAGAAGUAGACUGAGUUAAUGAUUAAAACUCCAGUAUCAGUGUCAUAAAAGUGAAAAGUAUCCUGGUAGAACUUUGGAUCCUGAUUAACAUGGAGGUCGAAUAGUUGAGGUAAUAAUGCCGAGCACUUAUUUUUAGUUUUAGUUUUAGUGACAUAGACAGAUAGUCAGUUUUUCUAGAUUAAUGAUAUUUUUCAGUCAUGGGUGCUGUAAAUUGCUGAUUAAAGGAAUAGUUCGCAUUUCGGGAAAUAUAUCUUUUCUGCUUAAUUGCUGAGAGGUUUGAGAAGACCGAUGCCUCUCUCAUGUUUGUACUAGAAAUAUGUAGCUGAAGCCAGCAGGUGGUUAGCUUAGCAUAGCACAGGGUCAGAGGGCAAGCUAGCUCAGUCCAAAAAAUACCAAAAUAUGUCUAAACCUGCAUCUCCACGUCUCACUGCUACUCACAAUAUUCGAAAUGUAAAUAUUUCCAAGUCUAAAAAAUAAAAGUGUUUAUUUGGGGGGCUGGGCCUCGUGAGCAUGAGAUGUGCUGGUAUGUGGAUUCAGUUACCUUAGGACUGAGCCAGGCUAGCGGUUUCCUGUCUUUAUGCUAAGCUAGGCUAUGUUGCAUGUGUUUAGAUACAGACAUUAUACAAUGUCAUCUAUCUCUCUCUCAGUAAACAGAAUGCCUUAAAUCCUAACGGGGUCUUGUCCCCCACAAUACUGAGAAUUUACAGAAUUCCCAAUUUACAGACAGAAAAUAUGUAUAUGUUUAAUAUGCAUCCUUUAAUAACCUGUUAUAAAACAAAACUGGUCUAGGAGGAGAGUAUUUGAUGUCAGAAAUGUGCUUGUUUAAGUUUAUUUCUCUUAUUUCAUGUUUCAGGGAAAAUACAACCCCAGUGUUUUAAGAUCAGUGCAUUGCAGCCCAUGUAGCACCGUCAUUGAUUCGUGAAGGGAAUUUUCAAUUUGUGAAUAUCCUCCCAUGUCUAUACAAUGCUUGCACCCAUGCUGACAAUGACAGUCAAACAAUGAAGCCAAUCAAAGAUGAAAUGGGAAAAGAAGGAACCAGGGAGAGAGAAAGAAAAAAACAGGGGAAAUUGAUGAUAUCGAGGCAGAGACAGAGAGCGACACAUCCUUCCUUCCAGACUUAGGAAGCAAGGAUGUGUGGGAAAAGUGAAAAAGCCAAUCCUUUAUAUACAGCUGCAACAUUUGGAGUUGGAUUGGUUUGAAGGUGUUACGUUUCUUUUUUCCCCCCUUAUUACCGCUUCUUUCUUGUGUGGUGGGCAUUAAUUGCUUUCUUUUUUGAGUCAAUUGGAAAUGUAAAAGUACGUCACCCAAGUCUCCCCUGUAAUCCUACAGCCAUUGUGCCACCGGGUAAACCAAUCUAUGUGAGUGAACUCAGGUGAAAGAGAGUAACUGAAGCGUGGAAAUGUUGCUAUUCUUCUCAUGUCAGCCUGGCAGAAAGAAUAGGCCACGUCUGAAGUCUAUAUAUGUCAGACAAGGCAGCAAAUUGCAGAGGCUAGGGUCUACUUGGAUUCGAAUUCGUGCCGGGGACAAAAAAUGUGCGAUUUCACAUUGUCUCCUCCACUUUGGGUGAAAAUUUCGACAUAAAACUAAAUUAUGCAGUCCAGAGAAGUCGUCUCGUUCAAAACUGAUUCGCUUUGCAUACAGUAUGCAUCCGCCACAGGCACUGUUGUGUUCACAAUUUAAAACCGCUGGAGGCAUCUGCAUUUGCUAUUUUUCUCUACUAACUUAUUCAGCCAUAGAGUCAUUUUAAAAUGUGAACUAAAGCGCAGUAUUUGUCUCUCAGCUCUCAGGGCCACCGUAGGAUGAAGGUAACAUAACAUUACAUACACUUGAGCAAAAUGAAAUUAGUUUUCAAGGUUUGCCCUCAUCUCAUCUCAAUCACAAACACUGUAUUGAUGCCCCAGCUUGGAGAGAUUGCAAGACAAAUGCAGAACAGAGAAAAAUGAUAUCAUGUAAAAAAUAUUCUUCUUUGUUGUGUCAAACAUGUAAAAAUAAAAAACAGAACAUCUUGCUUUA
Scophthalmus maximus (turbot) is the source of this 3325-nucleotide messenger RNA. RefSeq names its product myeloid-associated differentiation marker homolog. Gene Ontology annotation, cellular component: membrane. The transcript has a single exon. Lineage: Eukaryota; Metazoa; Chordata; Actinopteri; Pleuronectiformes; Scophthalmidae. The record is from RefSeq and is a predicted model, not a curated record. Bases 208 to 1062 code for a protein of 284 amino acids.